CGAGGACUAGUUGCCCAGCGUCGAAGAGGACCAUGCGAGCUUGGUUUGCCGCCUGUGCGCUGUCGGUCACCGCGUUGGCCGCCCGUGCCGCCGUGCUGGUCGAUUUCCAGGUUGCGCAGCCGCCUCCGCUCCCCAGGAAUGCCAAACAAUGUACCGUGGAGAUCCUGACCCGUACGUUCGGGUUCUCGUUUGGAGAUCCGGAAAUAGUUCAGUUUACACCCCCUACCGAUUGCGGUCCGGUGGGCUCAUGGGCUGGAAUCGAGCUCAACUUUACCGUCACGUCCAACGGGACCCAGUUCGACCGCCUCGGCAUCUUCACCUUCCAAAACGUCGAGAUCUGGAGGACGUCCACACCAGAGCCAACUCGCGGCGACGGCAUUAUCUGGACCUACCUCAAAGAUGUGACCCGCUUCCUCCCGCUGUUCUCCAAACCGGGAACAUUCAUAUUGCAGCUGGAUAAUCUGUUGGAGACGGGUCUGGACGGCCAGUAUGCCACAACCCUGCAUGCUACCUUCUUCGCGUCUUCUGCCAUUCAUCCACCGGCGCCUAGGGCCAACACCAUUAUCCCCAUAUCCACCUUGGCCAACAACACCGGUAACGAUGCGUCAGUGCCUCCCACGUUUUCCCUGAACGUGACCGUACCACGCAACGCGACCGCGAUCUACGCGGAGCUCAUCGCCUCCGGCAACGGCAACGAGGAAUUCUGGUACUUCAACACCGCCGACGCCUUCGUGAACGACCUGCCCCCGGGGUUCACCUUCCCGGACGGGCCCUUCCGCGAAGUGCGGCUGCUCGUCGACGGCGUGCUCGCGGGUGCCGCGUUCCCGUACCCGGUCGUUUUCACGGGCGGAAUCCUGCCCACGGCCUGGCGGCCGAUCACGUCCUACGGCGCGCUCGACCUGCCCUCGUACUUUCUCGACCUGACCCCCUUCGUGCCGGUACUUACCGACGGCCAGUCGCACACGAUCUCGCUGGACGUGGCGAGCGUUGAGGACGAUCGCGCCAUCAACCAGAACUGGUUCGUAUCCGGGUUGCUGCAAGUCGUUGAGGAUCCGUCCGGGAAGCCGACGACGGGGAAUAUCACGCUGUACGACGCGCAGCCGUUCGCGGUGGGCAACUCGACGGGUAGUUUGGGCGCCAACGGGGAUUUGAACGUGACGGUGACGGCGAGCCGGAAUGUACAUAUCGAGUCGGAAAUCAUCAGCGGAAGCGGGGUCAAGACCAAGGUGGUGUUCACGCAGAACCUGGAGUAUACCAACCUGCAGCAGUACCUUGACAACUUGAACAUCCAGAACGUGUUCCAGACGGCGACGGGCAAGGUUCUUUCGACCCACAAUGGCAUCCCGGUCGUUAUCGAUGACUACUCGUUCCCAUUCAACGUCAACAUCACCUCUGCCAACGCUGCGGGUACAGCCUUUACCGCGGAUUUUGAUCACAGCUACAACCGCCAAAUCCUACCCGCCCCAUUCAUAUUGGGCUCCACUAUCCAGGAACGACAGCUCGCGGGCGGCUUUUUCAACGAGACGCCGUCAGGCAACACGGGGAACGGGACGAGCACCAACACGUUCUCGUACGUGGAUACUGCGGGGAAUACGUACGACCGGGAGGUGAGCGCGGUGAACAACAACAUCACCUCGGACCACCAGGGCGGCAGCCUAGCGCCAACGGCCGCUACGCGUUUCCCGGCGUUUGGGCCGUUACAGCUGAAGGGCUUCGACGCGCAGUUCAGGAUGCCGGGGGACAGGAAGGUCACUGGGCGGGGAUGAGCGUCGCGCCCCCGCACCCCGCGCAACGCCCACGCACGGCUCUCCCCCAUACCAACCCGACUGUUAGCGGCCGUUGUCAGGCUCGUUCGACGACCCGGAGGAAUUAUAAUGUUCGUGCUCGCUCUAGAACGGCUCCGCGUUGCGUGCGUUGCGGUACCGACGACGCACGAGACGCACAGUCAAAUGUCUUGUCGACGAUUUUGCGUUCGUGCCCCGCAACUGGGGGGAAUGCGCGGUUAGCGGUGUCCGGGGUCUCCGUGCGCAUAUCAAUUCUGAUUUUCCGUUUACGGAUCCGGGGCGAGAACGAUCUGCAGUUGCCCGUUAUCAACGGUGGUGACACACCUGCCGGAACAGGAAGGGGCUGACGGUGAAAUCGAGAGAUCGAUCGUGGGCGCAGAAUCUGAUCUGCGCACGGAAAGCCUGUUUCUGCGUGAUCUGGAUUUGAUCCUUACGGCACGCAUCAGUGAGCAUCAGUGGCGACCGCCCUCUCGCCGGUGUUCUUGCACAGGCUGCCUGCUACG
Messenger RNA from Punctularia strigosozonata HHB-11173 SS5, 2287 nucleotides. RefSeq lists its product as uncharacterized. The record is from RefSeq and is a predicted model, not a curated record. The transcript is spliced from 9 exons. Lineage: Eukaryota; Fungi; Basidiomycota; Agaricomycetes; Corticiales; Punctulariaceae. Bases 33 to 1766 code for a protein of 577 amino acids.